UCAAAGUCAAAGAAGCUAUUUCAGGUCAGUCAUCUGUAUACAGGUAGAGCGAUACCUGUCUAAUUGCCGUUUGGAAAAGAGUUGGUAUCAUUGACUUCCAGCUCAGAUUACUUCGUUCCCUGGCACUUGCCAGCUAGUCAUCUGUCCCCAUGUCGGUCCGCGGCAGAGCUCUUGAGUUCAGGAUACGAGAAGUACAUGUCGCUUCAUCCAGGAUUCAAGAACAGAUCAUGAGGCGUGGAUAGAAAUUAUCUCGCAUAGAAUGUCAUGUUGGACUUCCUGUCCCGCACUCUCACUCUCGUCAAAUUAUCUUCGUCUCUACCAAUGGCGGCAUGCAGUUCGGAGGCGAGAGCUCCUUCCUCGCUUUUUGGACAUAGCAAUCCUUUCUAUCUAGCGAUAUGUUGGAGGAACUGCUCUACCUGCUGUAUGGAGCGCAUUCAAGGCUCAAUCACUUGAUUCUUCCCCCAGAGCCUCGCUCCUUCAGCCACCGUCUUACUUACCCCAGAGUCUGCCCUCCCAAUGUCCCAUCCUGAACCCUAAAAUAAACACAAGAUGCAAGCCACCACUCAUCCUGUCGUCAGUAACGCGGUACUCACGAUAUGCUGUUCUUUGGCAGCGGGCUUAAUCCAUAUGUUGGAAUUUCCCGCCGCCGCAACGCCCAAAAAGUCAUCUCCGCCAGCGCGCAUGCUCCCCAUACAGUAAGCAUUGGUUGGGUCGCUUGAAGUCGCCAAAGGCCCCAUGCCCACGCCCAUGCCCCCGACUCAGCCACCUCAACUCAAAUCUGAACAUCCUUCCUCGCCUUCGUCGCCCCGACACGGCACCUAUGACCAAGUAAAAUCUGGGGUUGGCGUUGGAGGCGCUUGACGACCACUCACAGUCCUACAGUAGCAAGUUCAAUGUUCGCGUUUCUGCCCAGCUGAAAACGCCUCUUUGGGGCUGGCGGGAUCGUCUCAGAAGCUUGGUCCGACUAUUUUUAGGAGAACUUCAAGGCUGCAUCGGAUGUAUGCUUAAUUUUUUUUAAGGUGGGUGAGUUCUGAUGUUUAUUUGUCGAAGCAGUGUCCCCUUCACGUGGCAUGAUGCUCGAUACGAUACUGAUAUUCAUUAUUAUGUUGGAUACGAAGAGUUCACUGCGGGGUAGCCCUCGUGGUGCAGCUCCAGUAUUUACCAUUACGUUUUGACUAGGAGAUAGAUUGUUUUCAGUGCUGAAUAUCCUCACUCGUGUUACAAGGACCUGUCCCAGAUGCAGCCAUAAUCUCACAUCUGCCAACACCUCUUGGCACUGUCAUUUAUCUGCAAGGCUGAGGAGGUCGUUGCAGCCACCGCUAAGCUUACAUGACAUCCAAAAACACGGCCGUGAGGCAGAGGGACGCCAUUUCCGGGCGAAGCUUUCCGUCUCUUGCGAUUUGUUCAGCCGUUUAUCUUCGAGCUACCUAGGUAAUAGUGUUCUGGGUCGCUGCGGGUGGAACGAUGCUCGCAGAUUCCUGCAAGGCUACAGCCGCAGCGCAGCAACCAACUCAACUCCUUGUCAAUUGUUCGUCCUCUCCAGGGACUAAGUCGGAAGCUCUUCCGAGAAGCAGAGCACGCAAUUGGUCGUGACUUGGGGCAUAGCCGUGUUUGUUGUCGAUAAUCCUUCACAAACAUGAUCAGGAUCUCACGAUGGCUGUCUCUUGCCAAUUUAGGAAUGAGUUUGGCCUCGGGAUAGAGACGGCUGAUGUGGCGGGGGCACAUUGAUCUAGCUUUGAUAUACGAGAUGUACAAAGUGAUGAAGCUAUAAGUAUGUUGUCAUGCCUUUCUCUAAGAGACAUGCUCAUCCUCUCCACCCUCACCACUAUCUCCUUAUCCUCGAGCUUAACUUCUAAUCCCAUACUUCUGUCCUCUUUCUUUGAUCAUCCAAACCGUCACCAUGCGUGUCGGUCUUCUUACUCUUGCUUUCCUCUUGGGAGCAACAACCUCAUCAGCUCUUCCCAAUGUUCGGGGAGGCAAGAACAUUGCCCGUGAUGGGCAUGGUAGCUGGGGUCCUCCAGCUCCACCAGCUCCAACCGGCUACAAAGAAGAACACUGCGGAGACAACUGCGGUGGUGUAUGUGGCGAUAAGAUCGUUCAGGCGGAAGAAGAGUGCGAUCUCGGACCAGAGCUUAACGGAAAGGAAGGCUCUGGCUGUACUGCUGACUGCCGCAAGUGCCCUGUUCCAGUGUGUGGGGAUGGCAAGCUCGAUACCGGUGAAGAAUGCGACUUAGGUGACCAGAAUGGCGUUCUCGGCUCUGGAUGCGACAAAUCCUGUAAAAAAUGCGCUGUUCCUGUGUGCGGUGAUGGUCAUGUCGACGCUGGUGAAGAAUGUGAUUUGGGCGAUAAAAAUGGCGUCCCAGGCUCUGGUUGCGAUGCUACAUGCAAGAAGUGCGCAGUCCCUAUUUGUGGAGACGGUCAUGUUGAUGCUGGCGAGGAAUGCGAUCUCGGCGACAAGAAUGGUCUCGAAGGCUCUGGCUGCGAUGAAUCAUGCAAGAAGUGUCCUGUGCCAGUGUGCGGCGAUGGUCACGUUGAUGCUGGCGAAGAGUGCGAUCUUGGCGAGAAGAAUGGGCUCGAGGGCUCUGGCUGCGAUAAAUCAUGCAAGAAGUGCCCUGUCCCAGUGUGUGGCGAUGGUCACCUCGACGCUGGUGAAGAGUGUGAUCUGGGCGACAAGAACGGGAUCGAGGGUUCUGGCUGUGACAAAUCCUGCAAAAAGUGCCCUGUUCCAGUCUGUGGAGACGGGCAUCUUGACGCGGGGGAGGAGUGCGAUCUUGGAGACAAGAAUGGGGUUUUAGGCUCCGGUUGUGACGCCUCAUGCAAGAAAUGUGCUGUUCCGGUCUGUGGCGACGGGCAUUUGGACGCUGGUGAAGAGUGCGACCUUGGUGACAAGAACGGCGUUCCAGGAUCUGGUUGCGAUGCUUUAUGCAAGAAAUGUGCUGUUCCGGUCUGUGGUGACGGGCAUUUGGAUGCUGGAGAAGAGUGCGAUUUUGGUGCCAAAAAUGGUGUUGAAGGUUCUGGAUGUACUAAGGAUUGCAAGACCUGUCCAGUACUAGUUUGUGGAGAUGGUCACGUCGAUGCUGGUGAAGAGUGCGACCUUGGUGAUAAGAACGGUGUCGAAGGUUCUGGAUGCACGAAAGAUUGUAAGAAAUGCCCUGUACCAGUCUGCGGAGAUGGAAAGCUCGAUCAUGGCGAACAGUGUGACUUAGGAGAUAAGAACGGUGCUCCGGGCUCUGGAUGCACUAAGGACUGCAAGACCUGCCCUACUUCUUAUUGCGGAGAUGGCAAGAUCGACGCUGGAGAAGGUUGUGAUUUGGGUCCACUCAACGGGGCAUGGAACUCUGGUUGCUCAACGACUUGCCAACCACUCCCAGUAUGCGGAAAUGGCAAGGUAGAAGAUGGAGAGACCUGUGACAAAGGUGCUGAGAACGGGAAGCCUGGCUCUGGCUGUGAUGCUAACUGCCGUACUUGCGGAGUUUGCGGAGACGGUAACCUGGAUACUUUCCUCGGCGAGACUUGCGAUCUUGGACCAUUGAACGGACAGGAGAACAGUGGCUGCAGCAAAGACUGCAAAAUCCUUCCGGUUUGUGGCAAUGGUCAUAUCGAGGAGGGAGAAGAGUGUGAUGCAGCAGGUGCCAAUGGCGAAUAUAACUCGGGCUGCUCAAAGGACUGCAAGCUCUGUGGUUACUGUGGAGACGGGAUAAUCGAUGAUGGCGAGACCUGCGACAAUGGAUGGCAAAACAAUGGCACCCCUGGAAACGCCUGCUCCUGGAACUGUACUACAAUCGUCUGUGACUACUCUUGUGGCAACGGUAUUGUCGAACCCGGAGAGAGUUGCGAUCACGGAAAAGACAACGGCAAAGACGGCGACUCCUGUACCACUGAAUGCCAAUGGGCAGCACCAAAGUGCGGAGAUGGAAUUACGCAAUACCCAGAAGAAUGUGAUGACGCCGAUUUGAACGGAUCCGAAUGGUCUAAGUGUACAGUUGACUGCAAGUGGGUUGAACCUUGUGGAAAUCCUACACCACCAACAUGUGGAGAUGGUAUCGUAACUUUCCCGGAAGUCUGCGAUCUUGGCUAUCUCAACGGACAAGCUGGUAGCAAUUGCACGUCUGACUGUACCUUCUGUAACGAUGAGCCUUCUUAUUGUGGUGACGGUAUCAUUGAUGAUGGAGAGGAGUGUGAUGAUGGCAAGGAUAAUGGACAAGCUUGGUCUGAUUGCGACAAGUCGUGCAAGAAGAAGUGCACCUCCACCUGCCCUCAAGUCUGCAACCCCAACCCGUUCUUCAACAAGUGCCACAUCACUACCAGCUGUAUCGGAACGCCUAGCGGAUCAGACUACUGCGCAUGCAGAGCUGGAUACAGGGCAGAUGGUUUGGAGGCAACCGACGCGAAGCAGUUCAGACUUGCAUUCCCAGGACAAGAGUACCGGGUCUUCGUCGCCCCUGGUGUCGAAUGCAACACUCUUUGUACUAGUCCAUUCCCUGGGCCAGACAGUUGCCAAGAGGUCCCGAUUCAGGGAAGCUGUUAA
Cadophora gregata is the source of this 4528-nucleotide messenger RNA. RefSeq lists its product as uncharacterized. Bases 1901 to 4528 code for a protein of 875 amino acids. The record is from RefSeq and is a predicted model, not a curated record. The transcript has 14 exons. NCBI's taxonomy places the organism in Eukaryota, Fungi, Ascomycota, Leotiomycetes, Helotiales, Ploettnerulaceae.